AUGCCGGAGGCGUCCCGGUGGCACCGAGGAGUGACUUUUGGGAUGGUAAACCCACAUAUGUAUUACUUAAACAAGGUUAUGUCAUCUCUAUUUUUGGACACUUCUGUACCUGGUGAUGAAAGAACCAACUUUAAGUCUAUUCGCAGCACAACUGAUUUUUGGAAGUUUAUGGAAGGACCUCUUUUGGAAGGUUUGUACUGGGACUCAUGGUAUACUAACCAGGAGCUGUAUAAUUUAAAGAACAGCAGUCGCAUCUACUAUGAGAACAUAAUUCUAGGAGUUCCCAGAGUCCGACAACUAAAAGUCCGCAAUAAUACAUGUAAGAUCUAUUCAUCCUUUGAGUCUCUGAUGAGUGAAUGUUAUGACAAAUAUACUGCUGAAAAUGAAGACCUGUCUGAUUUUGGCCUCCAACCCAAUAUUGAAUGGAAGUAUUCUACAUCUAAUGCCAGUUCUCCUUGGCACUGGGGAUUUGUUGGUGUUUACCGAAAUGGAGGAUAUAUUUUCACUUUAUCAAAAUCAAAAUCUGAAACCAAAAGCAAGUUCAUUGACCUUCGACUGAACAGCUGGAUCACAAGAGGGACCAGAGUUAUUUUCAUUGAUUUUUCACUAUACAAUGCUAAUGUCAAUCUGUUUUGCAUCAUCAGAUUGGUGGCAGAAUUUCCUGCAACUGGAGGAAUACUUACUUCAUGGCAGUUUUACUCUGUGAAACUCCUCAGAUAUGUUAGCUACUAUGAUUAUUUUAUUGCUUCCUGUGAAGUCACAUUUUGUAUUUUUCUUAUUGUUUUCACAACACAAGAAAUCAAGAAAGUAAAAGAAUUUAAGUCUGCCUACUUAAAAAGUAUUUGGAACUGGCUAGAAUUACUACUUUUGUUGUUGUGUUUUACGGCUGUUUUCUUCAACAUAUACUGUAAUGUACAACUCUUUCUCUUACUUGGACAGCUGCUGGAAAAUACUGAAAAAUAUUCAGAUUUCUAUUUUCUUGCAUACUGGCACAUUUAUUACAACAAUAUAAUUGCUGUUACCAUCUUCUUUGCAUGGAUAAAGAUAUUCAAAUUCAUAAGCUUUAAUAAGACAAUGUCUCAGCUGUCAUCAACUUUGUCCCGCUGUAUCAAAGACAUAGUAGGAUUUGCCAUCAUGUUUUUUAUAAUAUUCUUUGCUUACGCCCAGUUAGGAUUUCUUGUUUUUGGAUCACAGGUUGACGACUUUUCCACUUUUCAAAAUUCCAUAUUUACACAAUUUCGAAUUGUUCUUGGAGAUUUUAAUUUUGCUGGUAUUCAGCAAGCCAACUGGAUCUUGGGACCCAUUUACUUCAUCACUUUUAUCUUUUUUGUGUUCUUUGUCUUGCUGAACAUGUUCUUGGCAAUAAUUAAUGAUACCUAUUCUGAAGUGAAAGCUGAUUAUUCAAUAGGCAGAAGACCAGAUUUUGAACUUGGUAAAAUGAUUAAAAAGGGUUGUUUUAAUGCUCUUGAGAAACUCAAACUGAAGAAAGCUCAAAAAGAUGAAGACGAGAUUAUCAAAAGCAGUGAUUUGGCUGAAGAAGCCAGAAGACAAGGCUUUGAUGAAAAUGAGAUUCAAAGAGCAGAGAAAAUGAAAAAAUGGAAGGAGCGGCUUGAGAAGAAGUAUUAUUCUACUGAAAUUGAAGAUGACUACCAGCCUGUCACUCAACAAGAAUUUCAAGAACUCUUUCUAUAUGCUGUGGAGCUGGAGAAGGAAUUACACUAUGUCAGUUUAAAACUAAACCGAGUAAUGAGAAAGCUUUCAACUCUACAAAAAUGA
This is a messenger RNA of Sciurus carolinensis (gray squirrel), 1776 nucleotides long. RefSeq names its product polycystin 2 like 2, transient receptor potential cation channel (gene Pkd2l2). Bases 1 to 1776 code for a protein of 591 amino acids. NCBI's taxonomy places the organism in Eukaryota, Metazoa, Chordata, Mammalia, Rodentia, Sciuridae. Gene Ontology annotation, cellular component: membrane. The transcript is spliced from 13 exons. Gene Ontology annotation, molecular function: calcium ion binding; calcium channel activity. The record is from RefSeq and is a predicted model, not a curated record. Gene Ontology annotation, biological process: detection of mechanical stimulus.